CGUCACUUGUAUUUCCUGUGGUGGCUGCUGUAUGUGUACUUACGGAGCCAAAGGGGUAGAUAACAUAGCUAGUUUGUACUAAAGGUGACAUUUUUUUUUGUCAAACGCGACUCUUCAGUUAAUGCUGUGAGGUAGUCCCUUUCUGGAUCAUGUACCGUCCGGAUCAACCUGAGCAGAGGCCACGGCCGCCGUUUGGUCCUUCGUCGCCCUGCGUUCCACACUUCACUCCUCGAGGGCCCUGUCCCUUGCCUCAUCUUGGACACUUGCCCCCUAGACCAAGUGAACCGUUUUCGGAGAACCUUUUUCGGUUCAGCGGACCGCCAAGAGGCCCCUUCGUCCGUCCCCAUUUUAGCAACUUCUCUAUAGACCGUAUGACAGUGGGAGGCAACCAGCAGACUGUCCCUUCAACAGAACACCAUCAGGCCCCACAGUGGAAUCCUGCACCUGUGGAACGCCAUCCUCAAGACAACAGUGACCGGGCUGGAGAGGAAUUCCUGAGAUGCAUUGCAGCUAACAAACCUCUACCAGACUAUCUGAAAGGGAAUAUGACAUACAAUCUGGUUGAUGCGUUGAAAUCUGCUCAAGACCUGCAAGAAGCACUGAAAGUAGAUCUACACUUCCCAAAGCAUGUUGUCAGGAACAAGAGCAGAAGCCGAAGUCGAGGCAAAAGUCCGGACAGGUUUCGAGCCAAAAGCCGAGCAAGGAGCAAAAGCCGAGCAAGGAGCAAAAGCCGAGGAAGGAGCAAAAGUCGUGUUCGUGGAAAGAGUCGAGCUAGAAGCAAACCCAGGGUUCGCAGUCGGAGCCGGAGUAAAAAGAAUCACAAACGAAGUAAGAGCAAAGUUAGAAGGUCAAAAUCCCGGAGUGCCAGUAGUGAAAAGACCCAUGGCAUGAAAAAAAUGAGGAAGAAGAGCCCUGGCCACAGUAGAAGUAGCAGUGUUAGCAGCAGCAGUAACAAUUUGACAGGAAAUUGUUUAUUGGAAGGACUGAAGAUGGUCAUGAAAAGCAAAGAUUUGGAAGAACGGUUACCAGCGCUCAAAGAUGCCAUCCUCAGUACUCGGGCCUCCAAUAAAACCAAAAAGGUGGAGAGUUUUUCAGCUGAGCACAAAAUUCAAAAGCAUGACAGCCAGGACAACUCAACAUUGCUGGAAAGCGACAGCAUGUUGCUUCCUCAUGAUAGAGUUGGCAGUGACUUUUCUUGGCUCAAGGACAAAAGUCAGGAGGACAUCUCGGUACAGAAAGCCAAGGAGCUGGAAGAUGAAGAGUCUUUCUUGUAUGGAGCUGAAGCAUUUUCUCAGAAUUCAGGCCAUGUCAAAGUUGAAAAAAUGAAUUGUUCUAGUGUUGGCAGUCAGCAGAACAUGCCUUUGUUCAGUGGGUUCAGUAAUCUGGUUGAUCCUAAAAAAACCCAGCAGAUGGCGUUAUCUGCUUUUUCCUCUGUUAGUCUGGACAGUAUGGAGUGUGAGAAAAUCAAGAAUAUAUUAAGUAGUCUAAGUGGAACAUCAGAUAUUGGCAAGAUGUUGAUGAAGACUCAAGGCCGAAAGGAGGGUAAUGAUGUGUCCCCUGCACUAUUCAGUUCAGACACUGCAGUGGCGACACUGAGUGAUCCAAACGUACGAAAAGCUUUGGAGUCUCUCCAAUCUCUGAUCAAAGCAACAAAGGAGAAACGGACUAGAAGUAACGACCAGACUUCAUCUGAUACACUGAAGGCAGGUGGCCAUGAAGAGAAGAAAAGAGACAAAAUGAGACAAAUUGAAUCCAUGGCAAAAGAACUGGAAGAGUUGCUAAGACACGAAGGACUGGGUUUUAUUUCUCCAGUUGUUGGGUUUUUCUGCCAGAAAUGUCAGGAGUUCAUUAGUGAUUGGAAUUCUGCUGAGACCCAUGCAACAAGCCACCAAAGUCAGUUGGAAAAAAAUGCUAAAGACAUUAAAGGCCACAGCCAGCAACACAGCAGCACCAGCAGUCAACACUCCCAUUCAGCUUCUAAGACUGACAGAGACCUCAAGAGGAAUUUGAUGAAUGAGAAGGAUCAAAGAAGCACGCACCAUGACAGCAGGUCUGAGCAGGGAAAUAUCUGCUUAAAAGAAGAGAUGAAAAAGGAGAGGAUGCUUAUAACUGUCAGCCGAGGACUAACACCUCCACCUCAGAGCAUCACAGUGAAACAGGAGAAAAAGGAGCAUGGGAAAGGCAAUGAAAAAAUAAACGGCAGUGAUAAAUCAUCUAAAGACAACAGAGAAAAACACCAGAUUGAAAAAGCUGUGAGCAGUUACAGCAGUGAAGAUGACAAAUCGUCUAAAAACAAAAAAUUGAAAAAGAGAAAGAAAAAGGAAAAAAAGAAGAAAAAAAAGAAGGAUUGAGGUUUGUAGAAUACUCUAUAGAGUAUACAAGUCUCUGGAGAAAUUUAGAGGUCUUAGAUUUCUUCCAAAAAACUGCUUCUGUAUUUGUUGCCAUUUUGUUAUUCUAAUCUGAAGUUGGCAUUCAUCUUAAAUAUUUGAAAUCUUAGAUUCAGUCGGGCGUGUUGGUAAGUUCCCCUGUUGGCUCUAAAGCAGAGUCCAGCAGAGAGUCUGUGUGAUUGGUAGUGAGAAGAAUGCCAAUAGGAUCUUAGGAGAUAGAUUUAACACUGGUCCAGUUUAUGUAUUUUUACAUCACAAUUUGCAAACCGUUGUCACAUUUAUGUUUGAUUUCUAAUUCUUCUUUCUGGUCCUAUUUUUAUUGAAACUCCAAGAUGUCUUCAUCUUAUGAUACUGUAAAUAAGAAAUACAGAUAUGUUCACGUUUUAAUAAAACUUGUGAGAAAGUCA
Molecule: messenger RNA, 2794 nt
Organism: Girardinichthys multiradiatus
Lineage: Eukaryota; Metazoa; Chordata; Actinopteri; Cyprinodontiformes; Goodeidae
Exons: 8
Coding region: 150-2351 (733 amino acids)
Source: RefSeq, a predicted model, not a curated record